Molecule: messenger RNA, 1075 nt
Organism: Micropterus dolomieu (smallmouth bass)
Lineage: Eukaryota; Metazoa; Chordata; Actinopteri; Centrarchiformes; Centrarchidae
Product: 1-phosphatidylinositol 4,5-bisphosphate phosphodiesterase zeta-1-like
Exons: 6
Coding region: 154-1044 (296 amino acids)
Biological process (GO): intracellular signal transduction; positive regulation of cytosolic calcium ion concentration involved in egg activation; lipid metabolic process
Cellular component (GO): nucleus
Molecular function (GO): phosphoric diester hydrolase activity
Source: RefSeq, a predicted model, not a curated record
UUUGUCUCUAUGGCAACCAUUUUGUGUACAUCCACAUAAACCUGCUGGAAAAGUCAGAUUACAUUGAGUAUUUUUGCAUCCUAAAGAUUUCCUGUUUACUCCCUAAACAUCUAUACGACAGGGACUCAGAGACCAUCAACAUCUAAGGGCGGGAUGAAGAAAAGCAAGGCCCCCUCUUCCAGGAGAGCUGAAAUCCAGCAACUGUAUCAAUGCUACACCUCAGGCCAGACAACUUUGCCAGCCUGUGCCCUCCUCAGGUUCCUCCACAAGGAGCAGAUGGAGCUCACAGCAAAUGAGGAGACAGCAGAGAGUCUGAUUGAUAGAUAUGAGAUUGAAGAGACAGCCAGAGAAAACAGGUAUAUGACGUUUGAAGGAUUCCUCAGGUACAUGGAGUCCAAAGACUGCAACGUGUUCAACAUGGCCCACGCAUCUGUCUACCAAGACAUGGACCAGCCUCUCACCAGUUACUUCAUCUCCUCAUCACACAACACCUACCUGACUGGAGACCAGCUAGUAGGACAGAGCCACCUGGAUGCCUAUGUUUGUGCUCUUAGGAAAGGCUGUCGCUGUCUGGAGAUUGACUGCUGGGAUGGGCCAGACAUGGAGCCUGUAGUCUACCAUGGCUACACCCUGACCACCAAGAUACUCUUUAAGGACGUUAUCACCACUGUAGAGCAACAUGCCUUCGAGGUGUCUGCUUACCCCGUGAUCCUGUCAUUAGAAAACCAUUGCUCCCAAGAGCAGCAGGUGGUCAUGGCCCAGUACCUCAUCUCUAUCCUGGGGGACAAGCUGCUGAGAACUCCCUUGGAUCACCCAACAACUGGAGACCUCCCAAGCCCAAAUGACCUGAAAUAUAAGAUCCUCAUCAAGAAUAAAAAGCUAAAGCCUCAGAUUAAGAUGGACACAGCAGGGACAGAGGCAGAGGAGAGUGUAGAUGAGGGAGAGGAUGAAGAUGAUGAUGAUGAUGAGGAGGAGGAUCAUCAAAGCAAAGCAACGUUCUGGGCUUCCAGAAAGGCAGGGUCAAAGAUAAAAGUAAGUCUAUGAGAUUUAAGAACAUAGAGAUACAUAUAGAUAU